ACACGCGCACGCCAGUCGCGGGCGGACGGCAGGAUUCGCGCGCUCUCCCGCGAACUUCAGUGCGCGACCAGCCGCCGACGUGUCUUAUCGGCCAGGCAUUGCCACGGAGAGAAGGAGAGAGAAAGAGAGAGGGACAGAGAGGAAAAGAAGAGGAAACGAGAGCAGAGGGACAGCCUGGACUGACCGCUCGACCGAGGCCGAUACAUCCGACUCUUGAUAGCUCGAGUUUUUCUGCGCUUCAGCGUCGGCGGCGGAGACGACGUCGGAAGAAAGUUUCGAGAAUGCGCUGAGCCGCGUGCGACCUUGCCAGGCGCUCGCUCUCUUCUCCAACUUGGAUGGGGAGCUGCUGCCGGAGAAGGAGGUGGAGGAACACGAUGGAGCCCAGCGUCCUGCUGCCGCUGAUCCUCCUAAUCGCCUGGGAGCCAGCGAGGACGCUGGGACAACUGGGUCCGGUAUUCGUGCUGGAACCACCGAGCACGCUCGUCUUCUCGAACACGACGGGCUCGCAGCUGAGCUGCUCGGCCCACGGCAGUCCAGCGCCGAGCGUCACCUGGAUCACCAGCCCGGAUCAGCGGUCGGUCAGCGCCGUGCCCGGACUCAGGCAACUUCUGGGUAACGGCACGCUCUACUUCCCGCCGUUCCUGGCGCAGGACUUUCGCGCCGAGAUACACAACGCCCGCUACAGAUGCCGAGCGAGCAACAGCGUCGGCACGGUCCUCUCCCGGGAGGUCACUCUUCGCGCAGUGCUGACGGUGCCGGGCUACGAGGUCCGAGUGAACCGCUCGCCGGUGGUGGAGGGCAACAACGCCGUGCUCUCCUGCAACGCCAGAGAGGACAUCAAAGAGCACCUCACCGUCACGUCCUGGUAUCGGGACGAAUCGAUCCUACUGCCCGGCAGUACCGACACAGGCGGAAGAUUCGUGGUAACCUCCCAGGGCGACCUGCACAUCAAGCAGGCGAGGCAAGAGGAUGGCAGGGCGACCUACUCCUGUCUGACCAGGCACUCGCUGACCGGCGAAACGAGAAAGAGCGAGCCCGCCUCCCUGCCAGUCACAGAGCCGAGCAGCACAAUGCCGCCGAAGCUGAUGCAGCGCUCGCAAAUUGCAAUUUCCGCGGAGCGGGAUUCCGAUGUGCAUCUCACGUGCUCGGCCCAAGGAAACCCACCGCCGCAGUUCACCUGGUAUCGCGACGUCAACGGCCGCUCGGUGCCGGUGGAGUCGUACGGGAGGACGCAGCUCUGGGGCGACCUCAUGCGCAUCAGGCGGGUCGACGUCCAAGACGCCGGCAGAUACGUCUGCAGCGCGCGCAAUCAAUUUGGCGAGCAACAAGCGGAGACUCAUCUCUCCGUCACCUCGAAAUUGAACGCCCGCAUCCAGCCUCAGCUCCAGGUCGUAAACUCGGGUCAGACGGCGACGAUGAAUUGCACGGUCGAGGGCUUUCCCAUCGAGAGCGUCGAGUGGCUGCACGACGGGCUGCCCGUGCUCACCGCCCAGGAUACGAGGAUACGGCUGCCCGCGCCACUGGUUCUCAUGAUCGAGGCCAUCGGCAGGCGCGACAAGGGCAUGUACCAGUGCCUCGUCAGGAGCGAUAAGGAGAACGCUCAGGCUACUGCCGAACUCCGGCUCGGUGAUACGGUGCCGGAGCUGCAGUACACCUUCAUCGAGCAGACUUUACGACCGGGACCGCCGGUGUCGCUGAGGUGCUCCGCCACCGGCUCGCCUCCGCCGUCGUUCACUUGGCUGCUCGACGGUGAUCCCCUUAAUGAAAUUGCCUCCAGUCACAGGUACGCUAUACACAACGGGGGUCGUCGUAUAUCGAAUUCCGAGCGCGGUGUAAUGCGCUCGCGUUGUACUCGCAGGUACGCCAUAGGCCAGUACGUUGACCAGUCGGGUGACGUGAUCAGUCACUUAAACAUCAGCUCGGCGACGACGGAGGACGGCGGACUGUACGCCUGCGUCGCCUCGAACGCCCUGGCCUCGGUGGAGCACAAAGCCAGACUCAAUAUAUGGGGACCGCCGUACAUCCGUCUGCGAAUCGGACCGGUGCGCGCCAUCGCCGGCCGAGACAUCACGAUAGCCUGCCCGUAUUCCGGCUACCCCAUAACUUCGGUCAAGUGGUCCCGAGGCGGCUCGGCUCUGCCCCCCGAUCUCCGGCACAAGCUCGACAACGAGGGCCAUCUCACCAUCACCGACGUCAACAAGAACGAUCAGGGUACCUACACCUGCACCGUCCAAGCCGGCGCUGGUCAGACCGCCAGCAGGGACAUACGCGUCGAGGUUCAGAGUCCUCCGGUUAUGAGUCCGCUGAGUUUUCCUCCGAAUCUCCAAGAAGGCAGUCGGGCUCAGAUCUCCUGCAGUAUCACCUCCGGCGAUCUCCCCAUCCACUUCUCUUGGCUGAAAGAUGGAGAGCCGCUUCCGUCGUCUCUCAACAUCGAGGAGACGCGUCACGACUUCUACAGCUACCUGGUCUUCAAGGACGUCUCAUCGCGUCACAGCGGCAAGUACACCUGCGUGGCGACGAACAAAGCGGCGAAGGUCAAUCAAACGGCAGAACUGCUGGUAAAAGUGCCGCCCCAGUGGACGUUCGAGCCGCAGGACGUGUCGACGCUGCUGGGUAAUCCGCUCUACGUGCACUGCAAUGCGACGGGCUUCCCACCGCCGCAGAUCACCUGGCUGCGCGGCCACGCGCGCACCUCCAACGACUUCCAACUGCUGACCGAGCUGACGGACGGCCGGCUGACCAUACUGCCCAACGGCACCCUAUGGACAGCCUCGGCUGGACCCCAGCACGAGGGCCACUACCUCUGUCGCGCCAACAACAGCAUCGGAUCCGGACUCAGCAAAGUCGUAUACGUCUCCGUCAACGAGCCGGCGAGAUUUGAAUUUCAGAGCAAGAACGUGACGAUUCGACGAAGCGAGUCGGUGGUGCUGGACUGCACGGUCAUCGGAGACAAUCCCAUAAACGUCCAGUGGACUCACAACAACAACCGCCUCGACACGAACGUCCAUCGAUUGAGCAUAAGCCAAGUCAAGACGGACAACGGGCUCAAGUCCCAAUUGUCCAUCGGAUUGAGCGACCGACAGGACUCGGGCGUUUACAGAUGCACCGCCGACAACGAUUACGGACGAAGCGAACACUUUAUCUACCUCGCUGUGCAAGAGAGACCCGAUCCGCCAUCGGCUCUGGAGGUCAUCGAGAUUGGCUCGAGAUCGAUCAAACUCUCGUGGAACAAAGGCUUCGAUGGAAACAGUCCGAUUCGAGAGUACGUUAUCCAAUACCAACCUGUUUCUCACAGCAUAAUGGAGGACGACUGGGAGCCCUCGAAGACAUACAAUAUUUCACACACGCCCGGCUCUUUCUUCGGCAUCGGCGCGAAUCCCGGCCAGAACGGCGUGCAGCGUUUCGAGGUGACGAGCGAAGAUCAAGAGAUCGCCCUGGUAGGAGGCUUGCACCCCGCCGUCACUUACAAAUUUCGCGUGUUCGCAAUCAACUCUAUAGAUACGAGCGAGCCGACGGGCCCGGCGGUUGCCAAAACUCAGGAAGAAGCACCCACGCAACCACCUCAAAACAUUGAAGUGACCUCUGCUGGUCCUGGAGAACUUAUCGUAACUUGGGAGGCCCCUCCCAUAGAAUCAUGCAACGGUGAUCUCUUGGGCUACAUCGUCACAUGGUCCGAGCAGUCGUCUUCUACUUCAGGCGUAAAUCAGAGCAAGAGCUUGAACGUUAACGGCUGGGCGACGAACAAAGUUCAAUUGACUGGCCUGCGAAACUUUACAAAGUACGACAUUUCCAUCAGAGCUUUCAACAGCAUAGCCAGCGGUCCGGCCAGUGUUCCCAUAACUGGUACCACCCAAGAAGGAGUUCCAAGCGCGCCACCGUCGAGGGUCACCUGCACCUCGCUUACAUCCCAGAGCGUAAAAGUACACUGGAAAGCUCCGCCCGCUCAUCAGCACGGCGGAAUUAUUCAAGGCUACAAAGUUUUUUAUCGGCCAGUGCCAACCGAUAACAUGGAAAUCUCCACUACGGGCGAAAUAAAAAAGACCACCAGCGACGAGACGUAUCUGCACACGUUGUACAAAUACACGAAUUAUUCGAUUCGCGUAUUGGCAUACACCGGUGCUGGGGAUGGAGUUUUGAGCGAUCCGAUUUACUGCGCGACAGAAGAAGAUGUUCCAGGCCCUCCCGCCGGUAUUAAAGCCUUAGCGCUCUCGUCGGACUCGAUAUUAGUUUCGUGGCUUCCACCCUUACAACCGAACGGCCGAGUUUCGAAAUACACGGUUUAUUUCAGAGAAGCCGGAUCCAGCAGGCACAAUACCUAUACGAUACACGAACCCCCGACGUCGUCAUCCGAUACGCUGACGAAAGAAUUACGGGAUUUCAAUGAAAGGCAACUUUAUGAAUUUUGGGUCACGGCGUCAACGACACCCGGAGAAGGUGGUGCUAGUAUUGUCGUUUCUCAGAAAACGGAUUCGAAAGCCCCGGCUAGAGUGGCCUCGUUCUCACAAGUUCUGAGAAAGCCGAUAAAGUCGUCGGUUACGCUAUCCUGUAUCGUCGUGGGUAAUCCAACACCUAGGCCGCUGUGGACCUAUAAAAACAGUCAAGUCACUAAGGACAAACAUCACGAGAUCACCUCAGAUGGGCAUUUAAGAAUUCACACACUAGAGCAGUCGGUUGCUGGCAACUAUACCUGCUCAGCGAGUAAUACAUAUGGAGAUGAUUCGAUAAUUUACACGUUAAUUGUUGUUAUGCCACCGAGAGCGCCUACUUUAGAAUUACAAUACACUACGACCGACAGCAUAAAGCUUUUUUGGAAUCACCCGGACAAUGGUGGAGCCAAUAUUCAAGGUUACGUGCUGAGCUAUAAGAAAGACAAGAGUGGCUGGGAAGAAAUCGCUUUAUCGCCGGAGCAUACGGAGUACACAUUAACUGGCUUGAAAUGCGGCUCGUCGUAUGUCGCUCACUUGACGGCUCAGAAUCGAGUGGGCACUGGGGAUCCUAGUCCACUGAUAAGCGCUAUCACAAAGGGAACAGCGCCGUUGGUGCCUAAAGAGCGUGAUAUAAUAAUAGCCAACGCCACGUCUGUGCGACUGUAUCUCUUAAAUUGGCCAAACGGUGAUUGUCCGAUUGAGUACUACACUGUUGAAUUUCGGAAAAAAGUCGGCGCGGAACAGUGGAAUCUCGUGACUAGCCAAGCCACCGAUAACAUCAUCAUACGGGAUCUGAAACCCGCGACUUGGUACAGUCUGAGGCUAACGGCGCAUAACGAUGCUGGCUCGACGCAAGCCCUCAUGGACUUUGCCACGACGACUUUGAGCGGAGUUAGUAUCGGACCCAUUAACGAUCUCGUCAUGGACGAGGACUCGAUGAGAUCGGCCUCGAGUUACAAAGCUCUCUACGUCGCCAUACCACUUGUCUGCACCAUCAUACUCAUCGUAUCGGCUGUUGUAGUUGGCUAUGUCAUGCUCAAACGCAAUGGAAGGGGCAACUACUUGGGAGACAUUCUGCCCGGUCAGCAACAAACUGGCCUGGGUCUGAAUCCUCAACAUCAGCCACACCAUCACCUGUCGAGCUGCAUGUCGACUGUUCAACUGAAGUCCACGGCUGAACGAGACAACAGAAGAAAUCACCAAGUCUACACGAGUUCGCCGGUGAAGCAAGAUAAUCAUAAACCUCCCGUGGAUCAUGGUUCGGAAAUGUACGAAAUCAGUCCGUACGCAACAUUUAGCGUGCCCGGCCGUGAAAAUCGAUCCGUCACCACUGCCACACUGGACUACACGAUGCAGUUCAAGACAUUCGGUCACCUGGAGAACGAGGACAUCAAUACGAUCGACUACGAACGAUCGAGCGUCGAUUUCGAAAGAUCGAAAACACCAAGAUGGCACAAGCAACGUUACUUUCCGAGCAUCGCCGAGGCCGAGAGCAAGAUGAGAAACAAUCGUCAGGGUUCCGGCAGCGACACUUCCGGCAGUCCGUGCGGAGAAUGUGCUGGGCCUAGUUACAGGGUUCCCGUGAAAUCGUGCAGAGAUGUAUUUUCGCGUGGUGUGGAGUCGAGCACUGAAUCUAACAACGAAGGCUCGCCAUCUCUGGGAAGACGUCGCAACCGUCAGCCCAGCGGCCGGUCCACUCGAAGUUCUGUGGAGGACAUGACGCUGCUGCCGCCGAGCGGCUUCAGCGACAGCCGCGAAUUGAUCGAGGAGGAGUGCAGCGAGAGGGAUCGCGACAAUCGCGAAUGGCACGGGCAGUCCAUCGGUACUCGUCAUGGAGGCAGCCUCGGCCGGCUUCCCAUCGAGGCUGUAGAGACCAUGCUUGCUAGGCAUCAACAGCGUAAGGAACAGGAGAGACAAGAAUUCACGAUACAUGUAUGAUCAAUCCUUCAGAUAAUAUUUCUCAAAAAUUUUUCAAACUGUCUUCUCUCGACAACGAUAAAAAGAAUAGAAUACGAUUCGUUAAAGGUGCUGUCAGUGCUGAAAGAUGCUAAAAUAGAGUCUUUGUAAAUAUCUGCGCUGACUCUACUACAAAACACGCUGUGUCAAAUCGAUCACCGAUGAACUGCCUCGCAUGUGUAUGUGAACGGACGGAAAGCCUCACCAGCUCUCGCGAUAUUUUAUCAUUAUUUUUUUAAACAAUCAUGUCGAUUGUCCCGUUACAUCAGUAUAAUCUUCUACAAUUUUUCAAAAAUUUCGAACCACUUUGUACAGUUGAAUUUUACACACUGAAUACGAAAUAUGGGGCUUUCGGUAUUUACAUUUUCGGUAAGCAAAUAUGAUCAUUUAUCAAGGAAAUCAGUCAAAAGUAAAGCAGUCCUCACAAAUCAAUACAAAUAGUAAUAAAUAAAAUAAUAAUUAAAAGAAGUAUAAUAAUGAUAAUGGAUGACGACGAUAUUACACAUGCCAAAGUUAUGAGAAUCUUAAGCGUGCUAUAUACAACUGCCAAAAUUGUCAUCGAGCGAAUUCCAUCACCGACUGCUUCGCCCGAUAUUGAAGACUAUUAUUACGAUGAUCCUUUCUAUAAUUGCUAUUGUGACUCGUCAGACGAGUCUUCUGAUAUUAAAUAAAAUAAUUGUUAUACUUAUAUAUUAAACAUGCGUUUUCGAUAAAAAGAAAAAAUAUUUAUAGCUUGUUUCCCACAAGGUACAAGCGCGAGCUUGACUCAGCGAAUUUUCGUUUUUCUACAUUAAAUUGAUUGAAAUUUCUUAUCGACUUUGAUAUGAAAUUUAUUGUAGCUUUAGGCUAUUUUCACGUUUUGUAUAUACGAGCCACGACAAAAAUGUCUCACACUGUAAAGAUCUAAGUUGUAAAAAAGGAACAUUUAUAAUACUGCGGAUUUGCAAGAUUUUACACACCAAAAGAAAACGUCCCUUCGAUGUAUGAUUUCUUACAUUUUUCGCGUUCGAAAGAUUUUUAACGUCGUAUACCAAUCCUUUAAGUAUGAUUCUUUUCUACUAAGUAAUUUGAUAUGAAUUGUAGAGAAAUGAGCGAAUGUGUUAGUAAAAAAUUCAAGUGAGUAUAAGAAACGUCGUUGUACAAAAAUUCAUUAUAAAUAAAUCUUUUAAAAGUUUAAAA
Nasonia vitripennis (jewel wasp) is the source of this 7562-nucleotide messenger RNA. RefSeq names its product Down syndrome cell adhesion molecule-like protein Dscam2 (gene Dscam3). Gene Ontology annotation, molecular function: protein binding. Lineage: Eukaryota; Metazoa; Arthropoda; Insecta; Hymenoptera; Pteromalidae. The record is from RefSeq and is a predicted model, not a curated record. Gene Ontology annotation, biological process: cell-cell adhesion.